Protopterus annectens (West African lungfish) is the source of this 1215-nucleotide messenger RNA. It is a transcript of the gene POLR3F, whose product is annotated as RNA polymerase III subunit F. Gene Ontology annotation, cellular component: RNA polymerase III complex. Bases 126 to 1070 code for a protein of 314 amino acids. Gene Ontology annotation, biological process: transcription by RNA polymerase III. The transcript has 9 exons. Lineage: Eukaryota; Metazoa; Chordata; Ceratodontiformes; Protopteridae. The record is from RefSeq and is a predicted model, not a curated record.
GCAAAUCGGCGUGCAUCUUUUGUGUUUAUUAGUGGAGUUCGCAACCGUGUGGUUCCAGAUAGUAUUCUCCAUAGUAAAUAUUGUCUGUAUUAUAGCAGCUAUAUUGGUAAAUUAUAAACGUUGUUAUGGCAGAUGUUAAGGUGAAACAAGAAUCAGCUGACCCAGUAGAGCUAGAAGCGAGAAUUAUAGAGUUAUGUCAGCAAUUCCCACAUGGUAUCACAGACCAGGUGAUACAGAAUGACAUGCCUCAUAUUGAAGCACAACAGAGGGCAAUGGCCAUCAACAGACUGCUUUCAACGGGGCAACUGGACCUCCUGAGAAGUAAUACAGGCCUGCUGUACAGGCUCAAAGAUUCACAGAGUGCUGGAAAAAUGAAGGGAUCAGACAAUCAAGAAAAAUUAGUUUAUCAGAUCAUUGAAGAUGCAGGCAACAAAGGUAUUUGGAGCAGAGAUAUUCGAUAUAAGAGUAACCUGCCACUGACAGAGAUAAACAAAAUCCUUAAGAACUUGGAAAGCAAAAAACUAAUAAAGGCAGUCAAAUCUGUUGCUGCUUCAAAGAAGAAAGUUUACAUGUUGUAUAACCUUCAGCCUGACCGGUCAGUCACAGGUGGAGCAUGGUAUAGUGACCAAGACUUUGAAUCUGAGUUUGUGGAGGUGCUAAAUCAACAGUGCUUCAAAUUUCUACAGAACAAGGCAGAAGUUGCACGUGACAGUAAGCAAAGUCCUAUGCUACAGAGGAAUAGCUCCUUUGCAUCAUCACAUGAAAUCUGGAAGUACAUAUGUGAGCUGGGAAUUAGCAAGGUAGAACUGUCAAUGGAAGACAUAGAAACAAUUUUGAACACGCUGAUUUAUGAUGGCAAAGUGGAAAUGACCAUCAUUGCUGCAAAAGAGGGCACAGUUGGCAGUGUAGAUGGGCAGAUGAAAUUGUACAGAGCUGUAAAUCCCAUAAUACAACCAACAGGGUUAGUCCGCACACCCUGUGGCCUUUGCCCGGUAUUUGACGACUGCCAUGAAGGUGGCGAUAUCUCUCCAUCAACCUGCAUAUACAUGACAGAGUGGCUAGAGUUCUAGGGGAACCUUGUAGAAGUUGGAAGUGUCAUAUUUUUGUUGCCCCCCCAAAAAAAAUAUAUAUAUAUAGUACAUUUAAAAUGUUAAUAAGGUUGCUGUAACAAUCUGAAAGAAAUGCUGCUAUUAAAAUUUAAUUUAUUUUGUGUUA